AUGAUUUCUACUCUGCAAAGACCCCUUCUAAACGCGAAGUCUUAUUUGAAAUGCAAUCCUGCAGUUAACAAGGCAAGGAGAUUGAGUAGCAAAACGUCACUACAUCGGUCAUAUCUCUAUGUCCCCACAUCGUCAGAUCGCAUGCUCAACAAGUCCAUCACCUCAGGCUCGGAUGUAAUCAUAUACGAUUUGGAGGACAGCGUUUCCCCUGCCCCGGCUGAUAAACUCGCGGCGAGAAAGCGGUUGCGGGAAUUCCUAGAAGAGCGAAGCGCGGACUUGCAUGGUUUACACGUCGCUGUGCGAGUGAAUGAUGUUACGACGCCGUUCUUUCGCGAGGACAUCACACAGAUCGUGUCGCACCCUUUGGUUAAAUCAAUGAUUUUACCAAAAAUUCACUCGACCACAGACUUGGACUACAUAUCAGAUGCCGUCUCCAUUGCUCGACGCCGACUGAAAACACCGCACCUUAAUGUCAUUCCUAGUAUCGAGAGCGCGAAGGGAAUGUGGAAUUUGGGAUCCAUCGCGUCAUGGAGGUCUUCAUGCGGAGGCAUUACAGGAGGUAGUCUAAGCGCUCUUCUUUUCGCCGCAGAAGAUUACACUGGUAUCAUUCGCACUACUUCGCGGCGGGAGCUUCUCUACACCCGCUCCCAAAUCGUUAUCACGGCAAAGGCGUUUGGUCUCGAAGCCAUUGACAUGGUCUGUGUCGACUUUCGGGAUCUGGACAUUUUGAGGGAAGAAUGUGAUGAUGGGAGACAGCUGGGUUUUACGGGCAAGCAAGCAAUCCACCCCUCUCAGGUUGCUGUAAUUAACGCUACAUACGUGCCAACGAAUGCAGAAAUUCUACGAGCAUCCCAAAUUAUUCAGGCGAUGAAACGUGCUCAUGAAUCACAGAAGGGUGCUGCUGACUUGAAUGGGAAGAUGAUAGAUGCACCGAUGAUUAAGCAGGCGAACAAAGUUCUGCAGAUUGCGAAAACUGCUGGUCUCACCAUACCUCACCUCCCUGAGUGA
Molecule: messenger RNA, 1008 nt
Organism: Psilocybe cubensis
Lineage: Eukaryota; Fungi; Basidiomycota; Agaricomycetes; Agaricales; Agrocybaceae
Exons: 8
Coding region: 1-1008 (335 amino acids)
Biological process (GO): oxaloacetate metabolic process
Molecular function (GO): catalytic activity; magnesium ion binding
Source: RefSeq, a predicted model, not a curated record